UCUAGAGGGGCGUGGUGUACACUAGUGGUACUUGGUGAGGACUGUCCCUUGGCCAGAGAGAACAAGAAGCUAGCAGCCUCAUUCAUUACUGCAUCCAUCUACUGCUAGUAACUACUGGUAUUCAAUGAGUACUCCAGACACACCCACCACUCCAGACACACCCACCACACGGGACCACUACACGGAGGAGACGGAGGAGACCAUGUUCACUCUGAGUGGAGAGAUUGGUACCCCGGACGAGGAACAGAGCGAUGUUAGUGAGAGUGACGAGGACGAUGAUGAUGUUCCUGAAUUGCCUCCAGCAGCACGCAGUCAGAGUCCGGACGACUAUAUAGUGUACGGGACCACACCCCCUAGAUCAGGAAGGUUUGAGAAGAUGGCCAACAAGACACACAAGUACAAAACCUCCAAAAAACUGUCCCCUGGUCCUGUCGUCGUGAAGGCUGCUCAGGGGUACGACUUAAAGCCCCCCAGAGCGGCAAUGUUCCCAAUGAAACCCCCCAAACUAAAGAAAGUGGUCUCUCCCACACACUCAACCCUGGACGAUGAUCAGAAGGUCAAGAAAAGAAGACGAAAACAAUUACGAAAGCAAGAAAGAGACUCAAAAUCAUCGCUACAUGAAGAGACACUUUCUCCAAACCCCAAAAUCGUCCACACUUCACCAGUGGAUAUGGUUGAUUAUACUCCCUCUAGUGACAAUGACCUCCUCACUGCCAGCCUACAGACUACUCUGCUCAUGUCUUGGAGGGAAAGCACUAAUUCCCUCAAGGCUGAGUCAUCACGACCGCGCAGAGUGCAGUCUGACUUCUCCAUCACCUCUCAAGCCCUCGAUGAAAGACAGUACUGCCCUCCAGAUCGUAAGAAGUUCUAUCGUAAUUUCAUCAACACCCUCAAACACUCCAAAAUCAGUCACAUGACCCGCCCACACAACGAAACAAUUCCAAUGAACCCUGUACUCCACAUACCAAGAAUGAGAUCUGAAAACUUUGCAAUCGAGAAUCCUUUUGGAGACGUAUGGGAACGUAUCUGGGUGGAACUAAAGGCCUAUCUCAGUGACAAAGAUCCUGAAGUAUAUGAAGAGUGGAAAUUCUAUGAAUCUCACCAUAUAGAAGGGGUGCUGCGUCAUGUGAUAGUCUUCAGAAUGCCGACUAUAGACCCUAUACUCAGUCUCAACUCAGCCUUCCUAGGAGUGGAGGAUGAACCUCAGAAGUGCCGCUCCAACAAACAAGUGUCCUUCUGUGAAGAGGUCACCAGAGGUCAAGAUGACCCAACCCCCCUAGACUGUAGUCUGAGUCCGCAAGACUCUGUCUCGAGUGAGGAUUCAAACACUGUCAAGUAUGAACUUUGUGAUUUCCUGUCUCAGCAGCAACUGGCCACCAGACGUCACGUCUGUGGACUGUUACAAGAUCUCGAGGAUAUUGAAAAUCUGUUUCUAAGCAGGAGAAAAAUGGGGGACGAAUACGCUAACUAUCGGACACUCAACUUUCGUCGCCGUGUGAGUGCGUUGGUACUGUGGCAGAAGGUGACUUGUGGUCUAGCCAACAAGCUGUGUAGUCUGUCAACAUGGCUAGGGGUACAAGUGGAGCUGAGGGACGUAUGCAACACUGCCGACCAACCAGAUUUUGACAUUAUUCACCACCCUCUGACUAACAACGAGGCUGAGGUAUCAGGUAUCCUAGUAACCAGUCCGAAAAGUUCGUCCAAUCGAAGAGCUCGCUUCUCCUUCCAUUCUCAGUCGAGCGAUGAUGAUCAGAACCACCUCACCCAUCAAUACUCCACCGGACGUUCUACCAACUCUACAUCAACGCUGCAGCGAUUGUUCAGUAACUACCAGUCAGUGCUUGAGAACCAAGGUCCCUACAGGGAGUUCGUCAACAGAGGACUUAAGAAAAAGGGUCUCAACUACUUCAUGAAAUCUCUAUUGGACUAUAUUCGUCCGUCACUGUUUCUGUCCCAAUAUGCCCUGUGCCCACCCAUCGAGCCAGCAGAGGAGGAACCCUCAGAGCAGCACCCACGUCCAAACUUCAGGAGGUACAUGAACCCUGCCCUCUUUGAAGCUGCAGCAAAAGAGGAGCCACCACAGUUUGAGCGGACCACUAGCACUGGGCCUGAGAACUGGAUCCAAGAGUUCCAGCUGAUGGGACUGCCCCUCUUCACGACACAGUAUAUACAGCUGGUUCAUGUGCCUCUGGAUGUGAUGCACGAGUGCCUUAAACUACAGCUAGAGCUGAGACUUCCACAGAAACCAUCUCUUCACAGCGUGAGACAGCUGGUGCGUGAGUGCAGAGAUACUCUGGAGCAGGCCAUAGAGAUACGCAAGUUCUACCGAGAGAGAAUAGAGCUGGUAACCCGUAACAAUCCCUGCAAACUAGCGCAAGUGGAGGCGGAUAUUGAGGGAUUUGAGACGGACCUCAAGUGUUUGCUGGAGGUGUACUUUGACUACCUAGCCGAGUGGGCGCAAGUGUCCAGUGGUCAUAUCCUUGAGGAAGAGUGGAGACAUGUCAAGAACAUCUGCUCUGGUAUUCGUGGAGGAGAGGCGGAGGCAGGGCAGCGCUUUUGUGAUAUGGCCUCCCAUCUCCUUGAGUCCACGGGGGAUGUACUGGGCACAAGAAUGGACGAGUGUUGUCGGAUAUUACACAAGCAUGGUGACCAACCAGAGCGACGGAGGGUGGCUAUUGCUGAAUCUUGUCGGAGCUUCAAGGAACUGUUUGUUGAGAUCAGGGAGAGAGCCUCUAAAGCACUCGGCUUUGCCAAGAUGCUGCGGAAGGACUUGGAGAUAGCUGCUGACUUCAGCAUUCUAACGCUCACUCCUCAGCUCCUCCAGGCCCUGCAAGCAUCCGAUCAUGUACAGGUCAAACUACCGAAUGCCAAGCUUGAUAAGAUGCUCUUUGUCACCGAGCCCACCUCCAAUGCUCCAGAUGAGAUCCAUGAGCUGCUCAACGUGAGCUUCACUGUGGGCACUCCUCAUAAGACACCGUUUGGGAACAGUGAUGCUUACCUGCUGUUGGUCAAUGUUGACGUGGCUACUUCCCAGUCCUCGUGGAAUGGUCGUACCAUCGAGGUGACUGCCUCGGCUGAGACCACCAGUGCCAUCUCUGAGAUACUAGUUGAGAGUCUGAAGAUGAUUGUGUGCAACUCUGCUAACUUGAGCGAUUGCCGCAACUCUUUCCUGAAUGCCGUGGGAACGGCCGUGAGAUUGACCAAUGAGCAGACAUCUAGUCACGAGAACGUUACUGAGCGACUUGUUGACCUCAAGAUGGCGGCAUGUGUACUGGGGUCUAGUCUGAUGGACACAGCCCUACAAGUGAUGGAACACCUCGGUAUAGAGUACACGCCCACUGGGGAUGACCUCACUAAACCCUACCAGGCCACAAUGCAUUCUUGCUUCAAUCUCGGCUUUGAGUACGUGCGAGAGGUGUUUCGUCUUCUUGGUGACGACAUGGCCUACUCUAACCUCGGAGUGAAGGCGCUGGAUUACGCUGGAGUGUGGAUGAGGUUCGUACUCGAGAAAUGCGAUAGGGGGCGUGGCACUAAACCAAGGUGGGCGUCCAUGGGGCUGGAGUUCAUGACCAUAGCGUGUGCCCCCCGGACACUGGCCACCAUCUCUCAGACACGGUUCGAAUCUCUCAAGAAGGUCAUCGAUCGUUGUGUGGACCACAUCGUCGGGGAAGCCCCCACCCCCAUACGGAAAGAUACACCUGUUCGUUCUGCCGUACGACACAAGAGGUCGUGGAGGUCACCCCGACUCACCACCAGGGCCUAUUCUGAGACCACCAUGCUCAGGUCCAUUCCUGAUGAGGAUGAUGACCAGCUGAGGCAUGCCCCCCACAGGGGGACUCCCCCUAGAAGUACCCUCAAUACCUCCCACAGACUGGGCCCCCCUGGAGGUACCCCCGUGGAUGUGGAGCAGGGCAUCAUCAGAGUGGAGAGAGAGACUGGAGUCAACAGAGGAGACGAUCCCCUGGGAACAGGCCUCCUACUGUCCAUCCCCGUUCUCUCGGAGGCACUCAGACCCUCCCCUCCAGUCUCCACAGAAUCCAUAGACUCGGUGGACCAUAGCUCGGGAGUGGACAGUCCCCUACACUUGUCCGGGGAUAUUGCAGCUGUCUACAGUUCGUUAGUGACUCCUCCCCCUCGCCUGACGCCUGAGUUGGAUCAACUGGACAGCUCUGCCAGUGCCAGUCGCCUCUAUUCCUCUACACGCUCACUCACUCGCUCAGACAGCACACCCUCUCUACGAGGAGGGGGCAUGGCCAAUGAACGCCUAAAAAAAAUCAGGGCAGGAGUCAAAGUAUUAGACACAGCUAGAGAGGAGAUGCUGCUUCGUGAGAAGGUGAUUGGUCGAGUAAAGGAGCGCCAUUCUCACCCGGACGCUAAGCUAGGUGACCUCAUGGUAGCUAACUACAAGUGGCAGCGAGGCAGGAAGCUAGGGGAGGGACGAUUUGGCAAAGUAUACGAGUGCUGGAACCUGACGUCUGGUGAAAUCAAUGCUGUCAAACAAAUCUCUAUCAAAGAGAAGGACUCUAGCACAGUGCAGACUAUCCUGGAUGAAAUCAAUGUAUUCCAGCGACUUAAACACAAGAAUAUUGUCAAGUUCUAUGGAGUUGAGAUUCACCAUAAUGACCUGUACAUGUUCAUGGAGUAUUGCAACGAGGGCACUCUGUGGAGUAUCGCUCAACAAGGCCUCACUGAGCACAUGAUACGACAGUACACUCGGGACAUCGUGCGAGCAGUCUAUUUCCUGCAUGACCAGGGGAUAGUGCACAGGGACAUCAAAGGUUGCAAUAUAUUCCUGAGUUCCAACGGUUCAAUCAAGUUGGGAGACUUUGGGUUGAGUGUGCAACUGAAGAACUCCCACAAGACCAUGCCCAACGAGAUUAAGAAGCAAGUGGGGACAGUCCCGUACAUGUCACCUGAGGUUGUACUCAAUCAGUCAAUGGGGCGACCUAUGGAUAUCUGGAGUAUAGGCUGCGUUGUCGUGGAGAUGGCAACUGGGAAGCUGCCAUGGUCUGAAUGUGAGAACCAGUUCCAGAUCAUGUACCAGUUGGGCGACGGGAAUACUCCACGUGUUCAUCCCCCUGACGCACUCAGUGAGGAGGGCCACGACUUCCUCAAAAGAUGCUUUAUAUUCAAUUCUGAGGAGCGUUGGAAAGCCAUAUACCUCCUGGACCACCCCUUUGUCAAGGUGGAGGACCUAGAGGAUAUCUGAACUAUUUCUGAACUAUUUCUAAACUGUUUCUAUCAUGUGUGUGUAUGUAUGUCUGUUUAUAUGCAUUGCUAACUUAUUUUGUACAUUUGCCAAAAGAAUUUCAAUAAUGUCAUACAAGUGA
Molecule: messenger RNA, 5330 nt
Organism: Halichondria panicea
Lineage: Eukaryota; Metazoa; Porifera; Demospongiae; Suberitida; Halichondriidae
Product: mitogen-activated protein kinase kinase kinase 4-like
Exons: 27
Coding region: 125-5209 (1694 amino acids)
Biological process (GO): protein phosphorylation; MAPK cascade
Molecular function (GO): ATP binding; protein kinase activity
Source: RefSeq, a predicted model, not a curated record